GUCGAGCGUCGCGUCAACGAGGCGCUCAUCGGCGUCGCGGUGACGGUGAUCGAUAAUCUUUACGGUGGACGCUCGUACGCGCGAUUUCACGCGCUGGAGACGGUGGCGAGAGUGCCGUAUUUUAGCUUUAUGUCCGUGCUUCACCUGUACGAGACGUUCGGGUGGUGGCGAAAGGCGGAUUAUCUCAAGGUGCACUUUGCGGAGACGAUGAACGAGUAUCAUCACUUGCUCAUCAUGGAAUCUCUGGGCGGGGCGGAGCUUUGGAAGGAUCGGUUCGUGGCGCAACACAUCGCGGUGGCGUAUUACUGGAUUUGCGUCGCGCAGUACUUGGUGUCGCCGAGAUGGGCGUACAACUUGCUCGAGCAGGUGGAAUCGCACGCGUACGCGACGUACGACGGAUUUUUAAACGCCAACGAGGAGGUGCUGAAGGCGACGCCGCCGCCGAGCGUGGCGGUGCAGUACUACACCAAGGGUGAUUUGUACUUGUUUGACGAAUUUCAAACCGUCGAUCGGGGCGAGAGACGACCGAAGAUUGACAAUCUGUACGACGUCUUCGUCAACGUACGAAACGACGAAGCCGAACACAUGAAGACGAUGGAAUUUUGCCAGCGUCCUGGCAACGGCUUACGCUCGCCGUCGAGCAAGGAGGCGAUGGUAUUGCUCAGUAAAGACGCUUGCGAGGUGGACGAGGACUUCCAAGUCGAUGAAGAUUGUGAGAAGGCGUCCAUCGCGGCG
Ostreococcus lucimarinus CCE9901 is the source of this 735-nucleotide messenger RNA. RefSeq lists its product with no specific name. The annotation marks the transcript as partial. NCBI's taxonomy places the organism in Eukaryota, Viridiplantae, Chlorophyta, Mamiellophyceae, Mamiellales, Bathycoccaceae. Gene Ontology annotation, biological process: alternative respiration. The transcript has a single exon. The record is from RefSeq and is a predicted model, not a curated record. Gene Ontology annotation, molecular function: alternative oxidase activity. Gene Ontology annotation, cellular component: mitochondrion.